AUGCAUUUUCCUCACUUUGGCCGCCACAACAAGGACAGCAAGAGUUCCAAAGACGAGAAGACUGAUUCCAAGGAGUCUUCUCGUGAAGGGUCACCCGCAGUUGACAGUCCUAAAGACAAAGAACUCAAGCCCCAUUCAAGCCCCAACUCUCGUCCCAACUCUCGUCCUAACUCUCGUCCUAACUCUCGUCCUUCAAGCCCAUAUCCAAAGGGAUUCAUGAAUGAUGCAAUGCGCAAUACCCAUCACCCUGAUGUCCUCUACCAAUUCGAUGAUCCCAUGGCUAGACGUCUUGGUCCAGUCCCCUCCACCGAUCCCACAAACACUGGUGCUUAAAAACAAAACAGAAACAACUUUCCCCCAAGACAAACUUCAUGUCAAAUUUCUUUAAUGGCUAUUUCCUCUUCUAUCAUUAUCUCACGUACUUAUAAUUCUCAAUAAACUAAAUCAUUUAAUAAGA
This is a messenger RNA of Phycomyces blakesleeanus NRRL 1555(-), 457 nucleotides long. RefSeq lists its product as hypothetical. Lineage: Eukaryota; Fungi; Mucoromycota; Mucoromycetes; Mucorales; Phycomycetaceae. The coding region runs from base 1 to 333 and encodes 110 amino acids. The transcript has a single exon. The record is from RefSeq and is a predicted model, not a curated record.